Komagataella phaffii GS115 is the source of this 426-nucleotide messenger RNA. RefSeq names its product Protein involved in bud-site selection. The coding region runs from base 1 to 426 and encodes 141 amino acids. Gene Ontology annotation, cellular component: spliceosomal complex; nucleus. The record is from RefSeq and is a predicted model, not a curated record. Lineage: Eukaryota; Fungi; Ascomycota; Pichiomycetes; Pichiales; Pichiaceae. Gene Ontology annotation, biological process: mRNA splicing, via spliceosome. The transcript has a single exon.
AUGGCUAGACCGAAAAGGCCACCACCAGAGGGUUUUCAGAAUAUCGAGCCAACGUUACUACAGUUUUCGGAGAAACUUAAAGAAAUUGAAAAUACGAAAUCCAAGAAAAUUUCCAAGAAAGAGGCAUUAUGGCCUAUUUACCAAGUGCAUCAUCAAAGAUCACGAUACAUAUAUGAACUAUACUACAAAAGAAAAAUGAUAAGCAAGGAGUUACUGACGUGGCUUCUCAAGAAUAAGUAUGCUGAUCAAAAUUUGAUUGCAAAAUGGAGGAAAAAGGGGUAUGAAAAGUUAUGUUGUUUGCGAUGCAUACAAAGUGAUGAGAACAACCAAAAAAAUACUUGUAUUUGCAGAGUUCCUAAAGAACAGUUGGAAAAGGAAUUAAGGUGUGUCACAUGUGGAUGUAGAGGAUGCGCUAGUGGAGACUAA